CUCAAGUGCAAGUGCGAGAAACGUGGAAAGGCUUUUUGCCCGUUUUUACAGAUAUUUUGCAUGGAAUCUGACGAAAAAUACGUAAAAAAGUGCAAAAUUAGAACGUUAAGUGGUCAGUAAAAGUGAACAUUUCUGAAAAUUUUGUAGAAAUAAGUGCUAAUUUUAAGUGUAAAAGUUUUUGAAAUUCUUACAACGACGCAUAUUUUAUACGAAAAUUUUUGAUCGCAUGACCGAAAUUUUACAAAUAUUUGAUAAGAAAACAAUUUUUGACAAUUUUUUUGAGCAAAUUUUUACACAAACGACCACAUGAAAGGUCUCCCGGAAGCUUCGGGCGCUGCUGCCCAACCGCUAAUUGUCUCCCAGAACCGGUCGAAAGUGAAAAAGCCCUUUUUGGGCUACGUGAGUGCGCGAGUUUCCGGGAAAUUUAACAAAAAGUGCAUCAAAUCGAAGCUAAAAGAAAAGUUGCUAGCACGAAAAACGACAAGUGAGUCCCCGAAAGAGCCGGUAAAGGCAUUAAAAGCAACCGAAACUAACAAAGAAUCGCCAUUGACACAACUUGCGAACGCAUUUGGAGGCAUUUGUCGGUUCGGGACACCAACAUCGACGAGAACAACGUUUGCGGGAUGCUUGAAAGCGGAGAAUGCUUCACACAAGUCACUCAAAGAUGGCACCACAAAAGAAGGACGACAACGACGUGAAACGAACAGCUUAAUGUCAAAUGCUUUCACCAUAAAUUCGGCGGAACAGUCACCAACGAGCCGCCAUGCCGAGCAACGUGCCCGCAGCGUCCAACGACGCCUCAACAUUGCACCUCUUCACAUGGAAUUCGAGGCAGUUGGUGACGAAUGCGCGACAACGCCAGAAAAAGAAGACGACGAAGCGUCUUUUUACCCGGGCAAUAGUCCACGUCGCUCGCCCGGACCCUGCCCCAUCAGUCCCUGUGAUGACGAGACCUUGCUCUCACUCGAAACUAGUCCAGUAUCAAACAGAUUCUCUCUCGUGCAAACAAUCUACGAAACAUCGAGUUCCAUGGAUUCCGGUUAUCAUGCCGCCGAAAAGACGCAAGGAUUUCAAUUUGCGGCCCCGUCGGGCGUGGCACCACGAAAAACGCCCCGCAAGAGCCCCAAAACGAAUAGUAUUAGAAUUUUUCACAGUCUCUCGAGUGGAUCGGUGGGUUCGGCUGCCGACGCCGACGAAUAUAUGGAUUUGUUUGAUAUGGAAGACGAUGACGAAGACACCCACAUGCCAACGGAUUUGAGUUCGUUACUAAGUGGGGACAUCAAAGCGGUGCGCAAUACCCCGGAACGACCGAUGCCCAUUGCCCGACGAAGUCUCAGCAUGAACGAGAGCAAUAUCAUCAAUCGGGCACGAAAUUUGUUUGAUGCGAAAAAAGUUACGCCCGAGAAACCGUCGACGCCACGUCAAGCUUUGACGCCCAUUCGUUCCUCGAUGACCCAAAACACGACGCCGUAUUCGUCGAAAGUUUGCUUUAAACGUCCCGAGCCACCAGCAACUUGCAGUCCCGCCUCCAAACGCUACAAAUAUGACAACGAGCAUCAGGAAAAUAUCGCGCCUUUGGUUUCGUCACCGAUUUCGAGCAGUGCCGCCGUGAUUAAAGCUCCGGCGCCAUCGCGUCCCCUCUUCAAAAAGAGCAUCAGCAUGAACGAUGCGAAUAUCAUGAGUGCCCUGGCACGCUCCAACAGUGAACCGAACCUCAUCGGGGACUUUAGCAAACCGUUUGUCCUGCCACUCAUGGAGGGACGUCAUAGUGAUCUCAAGAGUAUUUCCGCCGAUACGAUGGCGAAAUUGGUACGUGGCGAAUUCGAUAGCCAAGUUGCCUCGUUCAAAGUCAUUGAUUGCCGUUAUCCGUAUGAAUUCGAGGGUGGCCAUAUUCGUGGCGCACAAAAUUUGUACAUGCAAGAACAAAUUAUGAAGGUGCUGAUGGAUUCGAGUGCUCCCAGUGCCGCAACGAUUAGUGAUGCACCAAAACGGAAUAUUUUGGUCUUCCAUUGCGAGUUUUCGUCGGAACGUGGACCUAAGCUUUCUCGCUUCUUGCGCAACAACGAUCGCUUACGCAACCAAGAUUCCUACCCAGCACUCCAAUAUCCCGAAAUUUACUUACUGCACGGUGGCUACAAAGACUUUUUCGCUGCCUACCCGGAAUUGUGCGACCCCAUUGCCUACCGUCCAAUGUUGGAGCCCGAAUUCACCGACGAGUACAAGCAUUUCCGUGCAAAGACCCGCAGCUGGAGCGGUGAUGGCGUCACAAAAACUGCCGUCAAAGGUACCUUAGCGAAGUCCCGAUCUCGCUUAGUACUGUAAAAAAGAAUCCCGGCAUAGCCAAAAAAAAAUUCAACGCCAGUCACUCAUCCAGAUGAAAAAGUAACUUUGCCCCGUACUUGAAAAAAAAACUACUUGUAAGUAAAUGCACCCGACGACAAUCAGUUGUGAAAAAAAAUGUGAUCACCAAUUUUGAUUCUUGUAAAAAAUAACUUUUGGAUUAAUUUUAAAUUAAUUAGACUCGUAGAAGGAAAUUGUAAAAAAAAAACAGACAGAAAACUCAAAAGCAUCGUGCUUUGUGUUAGAUGAAAAAAGCUUUAUCCCGUAAUGUACAAUAUUUACACGUUCGACAAGUAUUCAAGAUAUUUGAAACGAUGUAAAAAAAAAAAUAUUUUUUCCCAGUUGAUCCAAAUUUUUUUCUAAAUAAUUUGUAGUGUGAAUGUGUUUAUGGUCUGGUCUUCAAAAAAAAAAAAAUAAUUAAUUUUUGUGGAUCAACUGGAAUCAAUUGACUUGUAAAUAUUUCGUAACUUUUUUUUAUAACUAUCUUCUAUACUUUACAACAAAUA
Culicoides brevitarsis is the source of this 2846-nucleotide messenger RNA. RefSeq names its product M-phase inducer phosphatase-like. The record is from RefSeq and is a predicted model, not a curated record. Gene Ontology annotation, molecular function: protein tyrosine phosphatase activity. NCBI's taxonomy places the organism in Eukaryota, Metazoa, Arthropoda, Insecta, Diptera, Ceratopogonidae. Gene Ontology annotation, cellular component: cytoplasm; nucleus. The transcript is spliced from 5 exons. Gene Ontology annotation, biological process: positive regulation of G2/M transition of mitotic cell cycle; positive regulation of G2/MI transition of meiotic cell cycle; protein dephosphorylation. Bases 307 to 2322 code for a protein of 671 amino acids.